Molecule: messenger RNA, 2023 nt
Organism: Hylaeus anthracinus
Lineage: Eukaryota; Metazoa; Arthropoda; Insecta; Hymenoptera; Colletidae
Exons: 8
Coding region: 288-1994 (568 amino acids)
Source: RefSeq, a predicted model, not a curated record
CUACUUGCAACCUCAGCGAACUUAUCACCGAAAACAAACGACAUCCAAACGAUUCGUUAUACCAAUACAAGAAAACACUCAGUCGACGGUCAGUUCUAUCGAGAACUCGUCGAUUGCUUUCGACUGGUGAUCACCAGUCGAGAAACCAAACGACAACCGCUCACGCGUGCGGCACAUCGACAGACCGUGUCCCGGUCUGAUCCAUCAACAUGAUUCCCACGGAAAGGUUGGAGUGUUCGCAGUUGUACCUGGCGGACCCUAUGAUGGAAUGAGGUUAUGCCCCUGUGAUGUUGCAGAGAACAACAUCAUCAAGACGAUCGCCUGCAACAUCAGCGGUACCAGGACGGAGGGGACGACGCGCGAGCGUCGCCACCGAGAGACCCGUGGACAUGGUGCAAACCAGUCCAAGGUCAACGAUGGAGAGACAACGCUCUCCGAGAGGAAGUUACGCGCCGGACCCACGUACACGUGUUCCUAAUCCAGACAUUGCUCUAGAACAGGAAACAGACUCUUCUGACGAGAUAACGGACAAUCAAAUUGGAAUCAGGAUGAGUAGGAGCCCCCGCCAUUCCAUCGUAUCGGAGAGCUACUACAGAUGUCCACGGAAUGGCGGACGUAGUCUUGCACCAGACAUGAAUUACGGCUCACCUCAUUCCCUCGUCCCAGAAACCGCGAUGAGUCCUCGACACUCGCUGGUGCCCGACAAGGCCCACGAUAGGAGCCCGAGAAACAGCCUGGUUCCCCUAACGGCUUCGAGGACGUCCCUGUUAUCCGACAACGGUAAUCCAAUGAGCGGUAGGCCAUCCUUGGCACCGAAUUCGUCAAGAAGUCCUCGCGGGAGCAUAUCGACGAUGGAAAUGGUCUAUCGGAGCCCCCAAAGAAGUCCACGAGGUUCGAUAGCCUCUGAUUGCAUUAAUCAGAGUCCCAGAAACUCCAUCGCACCGUACGAAGUCCACGCGACGAACAGUAACAGGUCGUCGCGUGGAAGUUUGGGGAACAUGGAAAUCAUCAGAUGCGGGGGAAACGAAGACGUUACAAGUCCUAGACGUAUCGUCGAUCCGGAUUAUAUGAACAGAAAUCCUAGGGGCAGUCUUGGCGGUUUGCCGGAAAUGAAUCCCACAAUGAAGGUCACAAUGGCGCAGAGCUCGAGAAGAGCUUCGGUUGAUCCAGUUUCUGAAAACCGAAUUUCUUCCUCGAAUCGGAUGAUUGAAGUUAACUGUGGCAGCGUGAACUCCGGCUCAAGCAAUGUACACCUAAAUCUAGGUUACGGGGUAAACGCCAUCGAGGAUACAAGACGAGAUAGUAGUUCCGUCUCACAGUUUUCAGGGGAUGAAUCGCGCCGUCUGUUCAAUAGCAGUGUCAUGAUACCGAAAAACAACACGGAAAAGGACAAUCUUGGCGUGAUCACCUAUGGCUCCGUGGCUUUCCAGCUGAAGGACGCGAAUUUGGAGGCGUGCAGCACAUGCGACUUCGUGUUUCGAGCCCUGAAAGUUGUGUCGAAAACGAGGAUUGUGACGGGAUGUCUCGUCUCUUACUUUAUCUUCUCGUUGGUUAUGCUGAUCUUCGGAUGGAAAUACGUAAAGGAGUGCACCGUGGAAGAUCGGAUACCCAUCUACUUGGUCAUAGCUGGGAUACUCAGUAUGAUCCUAAUGAUAUUUGUGGGAUACUUGCAGUUGAGAUCAAGAAAGCCGGAGAUUAUGUCGACAGCGCCACAAUCGCCUGAAGUAAUCUUCACCAUAGUGAUAAUCGUAGGGUUAUCUCUCUUCUUGAUAGGCUGGUUCGUGGCAGGAAAUUACUGGAUCCUGGGAAUCAUGUGGCCGACAUUCAACGAUAACAUGUACAUGAAAGAUAUGUAUUGUGCUAAGCCACUUUACAUAUUUUCCUUGGUACAUCUUGGUGUCGUUUAUACCAUUAUCGCCAGUACCCUACUGUUAAUGCUAGUGCUGGCCUGCUUCAGAAUAUUAGCCUGUCCAUUGCCGCAUAGGUACAAAUAACCACAUCGAUCAGCGCGAGUUAGAGAAGU